Messenger RNA from Dentiscutata erythropus, 2052 nucleotides. The record is from the annotation of a GenBank genome assembly. NCBI's taxonomy places the organism in Eukaryota, Fungi, Glomeromycota, Glomeromycetes, Diversisporales, Gigasporaceae.
AUGAAAAAUGUUAGAUUCCUUUUAGGUGAACUUGAAAAUGCUGCAGAAUAUUAUAUAGAUGAUAUAAAUUAUGCUUCUUUCAUAGAAGGAUUGGAGCGUACUAAUCAUGUUCUUGUAUAUCCUGAUACUUUUGAUGAUGAUGGUGUAUGUUUAAUCGUUGAACCUUCUCUUCAUGAUCGUCCUGAACAGAUAAAAAAAUUGCUUAAAUCUGUUCUUUCAUCUUAUGAUAAAAGACCUGAUGAUAAAAGACCUGAUGACGAAAAAAGGCCUGAUGAUGAUGAUAUUGAUUUAAAAGGCCUUGAAUACGUGAUCAUAUUGUCACCCAGAGUUACUUUUGAAUGGAAUGGACUCGUCAUGGUUGUAUCAAUGGAGAAAUUUAACCUUGACCUCAAAACUCAUCAUACCAGAUUAGUAGCUGAUGGAGCUUACCGAUUACAAGCGUGCAAACAACGUUUUCGUAAAUCAGUAGAUGAUUGUAAUAUUAAAAUAUUGUCGGAAGCACGACCAAAUGUUCCCUAUGUUAAUCAUGAAACUACAAAAAUUAAAAAGACUAUUUUUAAAUUAGUUAAUAAAAUAAUAGAUAGUGUUAACACAAUACGUAGUAGGACGAUGAACGGAGAAUGUCAAGACUUGAUAGAGAAUUGUUUCAGUUUUGCUACUGAAGUUGGUCAACGUUCUCUUCGUUAUAUACAUCGUGAGGCUUGGCGUUCCCAACUAAAUUUCAAGUUGACCCGAAUGUCUAUUGAUUGGGUUAGCUUCAUAUGUGAUGAUUGUGUUCCUACUGAUCGUAAAACCUUCCGAUGGGCUGUGAUAGCGUUAGAAUUUGCCAUGGCAACUAAUCGUGGCAACAAUAUUUUAAGUUUGUCUGAAUCUGAGUUUGCAAUGUUACGCAGUAAAGUUGGUAUGUGUAUGAGACUAUUCAUUUCUCACGUAGACAUUAUGGGUGCAAGACAAUCAUAUGAAGCUCAAGAACAACAACGUCAAGGAACUAUUGGAAAUGCCGAAGGGCAGUCUAUCGUUCAACAAGUGAAGAAAUACCGUGGUCAAAUACAUAAUGGUGAAUGUGUUAAUGCUACGCAAGAAGGAUUGAUAGCAGCUAUACACCAAUUAGAAUUCAAGCGCGCACAAAAGGAACAAGAACAACGACUUGUAGGCAAAGUUCUUGAUGAAGAUCCUCAAAAUAGACCUCUUGUUUUCUUGGCUUCAUCUAGCUCUAAUAUUUCACUUCGUUGGCAACAAGGAAAAUUUAUAGGUGGUGGUACCUUUGGUUCGGUAUACAUGGCAGUAAAUUCGGAUACUGGUGAUCUUAUGGCCGUUAAAGAGAUCCGGUUUCAUGAUCCUUCUUCACUUACCAAACUUUAUAAACAAGUUAAAGAUGAAAUGUCUGUUAUGGAAAUGCUUGAUCAUCCUAAUAUUGUAUCUUAUUAUGGUAUUGAAGUGCAUAGAGAUAGAGUUUACAUAUUUAUGGAAUAUUGCUCGGGUGGAUCUCUGGCAUCUCAACUCGAACAUGGACGUAUUGAAAAUGAGAAAGUAGUACAAUAUUAUGCGUAUCAAAUGUUAGAAGGAUUAGUCUAUUUACACAAAAAUAACAUAGUACAUAGAGAUAUAAAACCAGAUAAUAUAUUAUUAGAUCAUAUAGGAACCAUUAAAUUUGUUGAUUUUGGUGCUGCAAAGAUUCUCGCCAAGAAUCAAAGAACUAUGGGACGCACGACUCUGGGUGCUAAGACGAAUGUCAAUAGUUUAACGGGUACACCUAUGUAUAUGGCGCCGGAAGUUAUAACUGGUGGAGAAAAAGGUCGUAAGGGAUCAAUGGAUAUAUGGUCAUUAGGUUGUUGUGUCUUAGAAAUGGCGACAGGACGACGUCCAUGGUCAAAUUUAGAUAAUGAAUGGGCCGUAAUGUACCACGUAGUGACAGGCCAUCCCCCGUUACCGGAAAAUUCUCAACUAUCAGAGUUAGGAAUUGACUUUCUUAAACAAUGUUUUAUCAGAUCACCCCAACACCGUCCUUCGGCCGAAGAACUACUUCAACAUCCGUGGAUGGCUAUCGAUUAG